Clavispora lusitaniae ATCC 42720 is the source of this 1353-nucleotide messenger RNA. It is a transcript of the gene SAM50, whose product is annotated as SAM complex subunit. NCBI's taxonomy places the organism in Eukaryota, Fungi, Ascomycota, Pichiomycetes, Serinales, Metschnikowiaceae. The record is from RefSeq and is a predicted model, not a curated record. Gene Ontology annotation, cellular component: outer membrane.
AUGGACUAUCAGGAAGACUUCAUGGAUGGGCUAAAGCCUGCGCUGGGAACCGUAGAGCAGCUUGCAGCAGAGCAGCAACAGGUGAUUGCUCAACAAGGACGGGCUUACUUGGACUCUCUAUUCGGCGACAGUCAGACAAUGCCCGUUCGCGUUCGUUCGAUAGAAGUCACUAAUGCAGAGCGAUUCCGAGCGCUGUUUCUAGAAUCGCAGCUUGCUCCAUUGCUUUCGCCUGGAGCUAUGACGCUAGCCGACUUCUUGCGUCGCACAGAUGCUGCCUAUAGCCUGCUAGCAAAGACUGGCGCCAUGGAAGCGGGUCAUGUCGCUAUUGGCGUUGCUGGAUGGGGAGGACCAGCUAUUCCAGUGUCUGCAGUUUUUGCACUUACCCCUCCUAAGCGAUUCUACGCCAAAACGGGUACCAAUGUGGGUAACGGUGAAGGUGAUGGUUAUAUUCAAUUGCAGUGGAAAAAUGUCUUUGGCGGUGGGGAGAGUGUUCUGCUUGAUGCUGUAUCAGGGACGAAGACGCCUGCGUCUUACGUGGCGUCGCUUGCCAUGCCCUUAGCUGCUAAUCCAAAUUUCUGGUGGGACACACUGGCGUAUACUCAUACACGGAAAUGGGCUCAAUUACACGGCAGUGUGGAAACGACCGGUAUCACUUCACGUGUAAGCACUCGAUUUGACGGACCAAUCAAUGCUGAUGUGGCUGUUGAUAGUUCGUGGCGCCGCUUGUCUAACCAUGGCCUGACCGCACUUGCUGUGCUAGCGCAACUGAAAGAUUCAUUUAAAACAUCUAUAAUUGCCAGCGUCCGCUACGAUACACGAGAUAGUGCUCUGCUCCCAACUAAAGGUCAAUACGUGCGUUUGGCUGCAGAACAUGGUGGCGGAUGUACUAAGGUGAUGGCCGAGGCACAGGCUGCUCGCCAAGCAGGUGCGCAUGUGUUUGUUGCAACGCAAAGGGCGGGAAUUUUGGCUCGCGGCGGCUUGCUCGACCGCUUUUUCUGCGGUGGACCCAACGAUGUGCGUGCCUUUGCGCUCCAUGGUUUGGGGCCGCGCGUUGGCAAUUCAGCGGUGGGCGGCGACUGCUAUUUGAGUGGCGGUUUCUCUUUAGUGAGCCGCUUACCGAAAGUGCCUAAAGACUCUAAUUUUCGCUUGCACAGUUUUUUCAAUUACGGUAAGUUAGUGGCUGGUGACUGGCGCCAGAUGUGCCGUGCAUAUUCUUCGAGUAUGGGUAUUGGGCUUCUUUAUAACCAUCCAUUGGCACGCUUUGAAUUGAACUUUGUCUUGCCACUCACAGCCUGUGCAUCAGAUUCUACGCGGAAGGGACUUCAAUAUGGUGUUGGUGUAUCAUUCCUUUAG